Pipistrellus nathusii (Nathusius's pipistrelle) is the source of this 1191-nucleotide messenger RNA. The record is from the annotation of a GenBank genome assembly. NCBI's taxonomy places the organism in Eukaryota, Metazoa, Chordata, Mammalia, Chiroptera, Vespertilionidae.
AUGGCGGUGCAGGAGUCGGCCGCCCAGCUCUCCAUGACCCUGAAGGUGCAGGAGUACCCGACCCUCAAGGUGCCUUACGAAACCCUGAACAAACGCUUCCGAGCUGCUCAGAAAAACAUCGACCGUGAGACCAGCCACGUCACCAUGGUGGUGGCCGAGCUGGAGAAGACCCUGAGCAGCUGCCCUGCCGUGGACUCCGUGGUCAGCCUGCUGGACGGUGUGGUGGAGAAGCUCAGCGUCCUCAAGAGGAAGGCGGUGGAGUCCAUCCAGGCCGAGGACGAGAGCGCCAAGCUGUGCAAGCGAAGGAUCGAGCACCUCAAGGAGCACAGCAGCGACCAGCCGGCCGCCGCCAGCCUGUGGAAGCGGAAGCGCAUGGACCGCAUGAUGGUGGAGCACCUGCUGCGCUGCGGAUACUACAACACGGCCGUGAAGCUGGCGCGGCAGAGCGGCAUCGAGGACCUGGUGAACAUCGAGAUGUUCCUGACCGCCAAAGAGGUGGAGGAGUCCUUGGAGAGGCGCGAGACGGCCACGUGCCUGGCCUGGUGCCACGACAACAAGUCCCGGCUGCGCAAGAUGAAGAGCUGCCUGGAGUUCAGCCUCCGGAUUCAGGAGUUCAUCGAGCUCAUCCGGCAGAACAAGAGGCUGGAUGCCGUGCGACACGCACGGAAGCACUUCAGCCAGGCCGAGGGGAGCCAGCUGGACGAGGUCCGGCAGGUCAUGGGCAUGCUGGCCUUUCCGCCAGACACACACAUCUCCCCCUACAAGGACCUGCUGGACCCGGCCCGGUGGAGGAUGCUAAUCCAGCAGUUCCGGUACGACAACUACCGGCUGCACCAGCUGGGGAACAGCUCCGUGUUCACCCUCACCCUGCAGGCCGGCCUCUCGGCCAUCAAGACUCCGCAGUGCUACAAGGAGGACGGCAGCUCCCGGAGCCCCGACUGCCCCGUGUGCAGCCGCUCCCUGAACAAGCUGGCGCAGCCCCUGCCCAUGGCCCACUGCGCCAACUCCCGCCUGGUCUGCAAGAUCUCUGGCGACGUGAUGAACGAGAACAACCCGCCCAUGAUGCUGCCCAACGGCUACGUCUAUGGCUACAAUUCUCUGCUCUCCAUCCGCCAAGACGACAAGGUGGUGUGCCCGCGAACCAAAGAGGUCUUCCACUUCUCCCAGGCCGAGAAGGUGUACAUCAUGUAG